Molecule: messenger RNA, 3117 nt
Organism: Eublepharis macularius
Lineage: Eukaryota; Metazoa; Chordata; Lepidosauria; Squamata; Eublepharidae
Gene: STXBP4
Product: syntaxin binding protein 4
Exons: 22
Coding region: 118-2253 (711 amino acids)
Biological process (GO): insulin receptor signaling pathway; regulation of insulin secretion involved in cellular response to glucose stimulus
Cellular component (GO): cytoplasmic vesicle
Molecular function (GO): syntaxin binding
Source: RefSeq, a predicted model, not a curated record
CUCCCUGCCCCGCCUCCUCUCCAGGAGCGUCUGCGGAACUUCUUGCCUCCGGGCGAGAGAAAAAAGGCGGGGGCGCCGGAGGAGGAAUAGAGGAGCUUCGUGGCGGCGCUGGCUGUUAUGAACCCCCACGGAACCAGUCGAGCUGUUUGCCGCAUUGAAAUUCCAGACUGCCAAAACGGAUUAGGCAUUAAAAUUAUUGGCGGCUAUCAAGAGCUAUCUGAAGAAGAGAGUGGUAUUUUCAUAAAGGAGAUACGGCCUGGUGGGAUGGCUGCACUAGACAGUCGGUUGCUUAUUGGAGACCUGAUUUUAGAAGUCAAUGGAGAAAACUUAGUUGGUGUAACUAACAAAAGAGCUCAUGAUAUCUUGGAGAUGGCAUCAGCAACCAGUCGUGUAUCUUUGCUCAUUGGCAGAGAUGAAGAAGCAAAGAAAGAAUUUCUAGAUCUAAUGGAAAAGUAUGACUUGCCCAGUAACAUGAGCUCUGCAAGGAAUUCUCUGACCGAGCUGCUAGUCGGUCAGCCAGCUGACGGCUUGUCUUCUGGGUCAUCUUCAAGGUCAUCAAGCCCUCCACUGCUCCGUCCCAACGACACCGUCACAAGCUACCCUGGAAAGCCUGCCCUGGCAGCCUCCCUUCAAGCCACCACCAACGACAGCCUGUUUCGGAUCAUCACCGUUUCCAAGGGAACAGGCCUCGGCUUGAACAUUGUAGGAGGCAUUAACAGAAAUGAAGGGCCCUUGGUGUAUAUUCUGGAAGUUAUUCCUGGAGGUGAUUGCCAUAAGGAUGGUCGACUGAGAGCCGGAGACCAGCUUGUGUCUGUUAACAGGGAAUCAUUGAUUGGGGUCACCCAUGAAGAAGCAAGAAAUCUACUCCACGGGUCAAAGCUAAGAUCAGAUUCUUCAUGGGAGAUAGCAUUUGUUCGACAGGAAGCUGUUCACGGUCACAUGGAAAAUACGCAGCCCGCCUCUGGUCGCUUACCGUCAGGUGGCUAUGGGCUGCAGCGUACUCCACAGACUCUUAGUCCGGGGUUGUCUCCUAAUGAGCAUAUUACUGCAAAGAGGCCCAUUCUGAGCACGAAGGCUGAAUGCAAGGCGAGAGAUAAAUCUUCGACAGCUUCUGCCAACAACAAUACUGCCGUUGGAACUGCUGGCGCCUCUGGCCCCACCUGGAGUGAUGAUUAUGGACCGCAAAGAAGGAAGAUUUCCCUCAACCCUUCAGUUCGUCUCCAAGCAGAUAAACUAGAGAUGGCACUGAAUUACCUUGGGAUUCAUCCUACAGAAGAGCAGCAAGAAGUCCUACGGCAGCAGCUACCAAAGGAUUCUAAAGGAACAGUGUCGUUUGGAGAUUUCGUUCAGGUGGCAAGAAAUCUAUUCUCCUUGCAGUUGGAUGGGGCAGAGGGUGCCGGAGGACCCACCGUGUUUAGCCCAAGUGAAAUUGGCAGAUUAGUUUCACAGUUUGUAUCUCACGAGCCUUUGGAAACAGAUGAGGUGGAGGGACUUCGGAAAGAGAGAAAUGAAGCUUUAAAAGAAAUAUGUAAAUUGAAGGAAGAAUUGGCUGAAUCUGAACGGGUGAGAAAACUAACAGAAGAACUGCAAACUACUAAACAAGAAGCCAAGGCAUCUGUGGAAGAGACACGGGCCCUGCGGAGCAGAAUCCAUCUUGCUGAAGCCGCACAAAUGCAAGCGGGUCGGAUGGAAAUGGACUAUGAGGAAGUAAUCCGCCUUUUAGAGGUGGAAAUCGCGGCACUGAGGGCUCAGCUUACUGAUCACUGCGGCCAAAAUAAAGACAGUGUUCAGGAUCUAAGGAAGAGAAUUACUGUGCUGGACUGCCAGCUGAGAAAAUCUGAAACCGCCAAGAAAACGUUUGAGGUGGCAACUGAGAAGUUACUGCAGUUUGUCGAGGUUGUACAUGAAGCACUAUCCGAUAACCUCCCUUCCCAGUCCAAUCUAAGCGAUAGAAAAGCCACGUACUCUUCUAAAAUGCUUCUCGCGCGCCUCGGGAGGAAUGGCCGCACCAUCACAGCAUCCCUUGCUACUGAAGCCAGAGAACUUGCUAAGUCUAUCCGGGCCAUUCUGGAAGCAGACUGCCUGCCUUAUGGAUGGGAAGAGGCUCAUACUGCAGAUGGAAUCAAAUACUUCAUCAACCACGUGACACAGACAACGUCCUGGAUCCAUCCGGUCACGAAUGUCCUUGCCUUGCCGUACCCUGAAGAGAAUGAGGACGAUGGCUUCCGAGAGCUCCCAGAUCCCAAAAGCUGAGGAUGUCCGCUAGUGGACACGGAGUCCAUUGUGGUUUCAACCUGCUUGUUGAAAAUUGACCCAUUUCCAAUAGUCGGCAGUUGAUGAGCUAGUUCUGGUGAGAAUUAUUAGAAGCUUUGCUACCGCUUGAUGGAGAAAAGAGUUGCUCCUUCACAGUACCUGUCUCUGCAUCAAGUGGCUUUUUUUGCAGGCGGAUGAGCCCAGACUCCCAAAAGAUGGGUUGGUGUUAAUUUGCCUUAUGCAGCAAGCGCUCAAUAAUUGAUCCGAUUGGGGGGAAAGAAUGAUCCGUACCUGCCUCUAACACCUACUCGUCAUUUGUGUAGCUACAAGCUGGGGGCCUGUGAGGGAUCUCAGCAAGCAAAAUGGUGUGGGAGGAACUGCACUCACCGCUCACAAUCUCUCCGCCCUUCCAGGAUUCUGUAAGCUCCCCGGGGUUUAGGCCGGUUUUCUCAUCCCUUCCCCACUGGCCUCCGUUCUUUCCGUAACUGAUUCUGAGCUGCUUAUCCCCAUUCCAGCCCUUCAGAAGCAUUUUCAGGCCUCAUCAGGUCAGGGUUGUUUUUUUUUCGGUUUUUGCUUUUUGUCCGAUUGCAAGGCCAUUUUUUUUCUGUAUACCAGAGCCCAAGAUAGGGCUGCGCAGAUCAGGCUUGGUGUUCAGUGACUGGACACACACACACACGUCUGUAGCUCAUGAACUAGGCGGAGGCCUCCUUUGCUUGGAGCAGAGACGGCCGUCCGGAGGCACCAGGUGUUAUCUAUAGCCAGGGCUUUUUUUUCUGGGAAAAGAGGUGGUGGAACUCAGGACUGCACAAUGAUGUCACUGUGGGUCAGCUGGAACAAGGGGGAAGUUUUUUAAAGUUUAUAUCA